AUGGCUAACGAGUCUCCUAGUCCCGAAGAUCUAAUUGAGGAGCUCGGAUUUCCCCCAAGCGAGCAUCAAUUCUUGCUUCGUCUUUUCGGUUCGUCCGACCCAUUUGCUGGGCUUUCUGGUGCAGACCCUGAGGCCAGUCACAGCCGAAAUCAAUCUGGCCAAAACAGCUCUACCAGUAUUGCUCGCAGGCUUGCAUCUGCUAGGCUCAGGCAAGAUAUUCCUCCGUUUACUGAUGAACGUGCCAAUCAGCUUCGUCUACGAUCUGCGCACCGUCAUCCUAGUGACUCUUGUGAAGGUUCAGAACGCAGAGAUCGGGUUCACUACGAAGAAGAGUGGACUUCCCUGAUAGGUACAGAUUCAGAAUCUCUGAUCUCUGAGUUACUCCAACAGCUUGCAACGGAGGACGAGCCUCCCUGUCUCGACUCCUCUGAUCUUCCUGAACACCUUAAGGCAUCAGAAAACGUUGCACACCCUGGAUCCUUUGGACCCCCGAGCCCAUCAGUCUAUGACAGCGAAAUAGGUGAGCCACCUGACUCUGUUGAUAGCUUCAACGAGACCCCCGCAACCCAGGGCAAUUGCGAAGAAUCCCCGGACCCGAAGGCUUUAAAACAACCUGGGAGCUUUGAGCAGCUACUUGAAUCAUUCCCAAGACCUCCCGGCCGCAACCAGACAGUCAAGGACCAAAGUUUCUCCCACGUUUAUUCCGACACCCAACGAGUGCCACCGAAAGACAGUGCCCAGGCUAACACAUCAACGCUUGCCAGCAGUCAGAUCAAACCUGCGACCAGUCUUCCUCGGAUUUCCCGAUUCUCUGAAGAAUUGGGUGACAGUAACCCGAUCGGAGAACAAGAUUCUUCUAGCAUUUGUGCCAAGGCUGAUACAUCUGCACUCGACACCAGUGAGCUAGGUAAUACCUCUCCUAGUUCUUCUAGAAUCUCCCCGCCGUCUUAUUCAACUGUCACCAACACUCGGAACAUUUCCCUUCAGAUCCCUUCCCUGACCCCCAGCGCCUCUUUCGGAGAGUUACGUCUCCCCGUUGACUAUCAUAAAGGACAACAAGCGGAUCCCGAAACCUCCCACCAGGCUCAGGAGCGCGCAAAUCGGUACACCUACAUCCCUUUCCCUGAAUACUCCUCGAGAGUUCGUCCAAUCAGCUACGUGAUCAGAAGGCAGCACUCCUUCCGCACUAUCUUCGAAGGGCGCGCUACACCUUCAGAUUCUCCUCGAUAUUACCAGAAGACGCCUCUUUAUACCUCUGCUCGUCCGUCAACGAUCUCUUUCGCCUCUGGAAGAAGGAACACAUCAAAACCCAAGAGAAUCUGGAAGCGUUGGGUUAAAAAGUUCAAACAGUUGCUUUGUUGA
Molecule: messenger RNA, 1362 nt
Organism: Penicillium hordei
Lineage: Eukaryota; Fungi; Ascomycota; Eurotiomycetes; Eurotiales; Aspergillaceae
Exons: 2
Coding region: 1-1362 (453 amino acids)
Source: RefSeq, a predicted model, not a curated record